AUGAUCAGGAUCAAUGCCCUAAAAAAUUUACUAUCUCCUACUACGAUACCGUAUUAUAGGCAACCGUUACUGAUAACUAAGGGCAAAUUUCAGUACCUUUGGGAUGCAGAAGGCAGGAAAUUCCUGGAUAUGAUCGGCGGUAUUGUCACUGUUUCCGUUGGACAUUGCCACCCAAAAGUCACCGAUGCACUGAAACAACAACUGGAUAAACUAUGGCAUACAACAUGCAUCUAUUACACGGAACCGGUGAUUGAGUAUUCAAAAAUGCUAACAGAUACAAUGCCGAAUCAUUUGAAGACAUGUUUUUUUGUGAAUUCGGGUUCAGAGGCCAAUGAUCUCGCAUUAGCAUUGGCGAGAGUCCAUACCGGGCGUUUCGACCUUCUGGCAAUGCGAAACGGUUACCACGGCUUAACCCAAACCGUUCAAGGAGCAACCAAUAUGGGCAAUUAUAAGCAACCGAUGCCGGCUGGCUUUGGGAUCCUCAAGUCAAUUUUACCUGAUCCAUACAAAGGAGCAUGGGGAGGAUGUAACUGCCGUGAUUCGCCUGUACAACCAAAACGUCAGUGCAGCUGUAGCAGCAAUCACUGUGAAGCGUCUGUCAACUACCUGUCCGAGUUUGAAAAGACUCUUAAAUACGACUUUCCAGCUGCUACAGGACCAGCAGGUGUGCUAAUCGAAUCGAUUCAAGGUUGUGGUGGUACAGUACAGUAUCCAAAAGGUUUUGUAAAAGGUGCUUUUGACGCUGUUCACGCUAAAGGCGGUGUUUGCAUCAGUGAUGAAGUACAAACUGGUUUUGGCAGAGUCGGAUCGCACUUCUGGGGAUUCCAGUCUCAUGGAACUAAUCCGGAUAUUGUUACAAUGGCAAAGGGUAUGGGCAAUGGCUUUCCGAUGGGAGCAGUUGUCACUACUCCAGAAAUCGCCAACAGCUUCACCAAAGCAUCUUAUUUCAACACAUUUGGUGGAAACCCCAUGGCUGCAACAGUUGGGAAAGCUGUACUUGAGGUAAUCAAGGAAGAAAAACUGCAAGAAAACUGUGCACGAGUUGGCACUUACUUCUUGGAAGAACUAAGCAAAAUUAACAGUCCUUUGAUUGGCGACGUCAGAGGGAAAGGAUUAAUGAUUGGUGUGGAGUUCGUUGACGAAGAAGGUAACUCAUUGGACAAGGAGAGGAUGGGAGAUCUAUUUGAAGAGACAAAGAAUCAGGGAGUUCUUUUCGGCAAAGGCGGUAUUGACGGGAACGUUCUACGGGUGAAACCUCCAAUGUGCGUCAACAAGCAGGAUGCCGACCAUGCUGUAGACGCACUCCAGAAGGCAGUGAAUAAAGUUAGGAAAUAA
This is a messenger RNA of Enterobius vermicularis (human pinworm), 1335 nucleotides long. The record is from the annotation of a GenBank genome assembly. NCBI's taxonomy places the organism in Eukaryota, Metazoa, Nematoda, Chromadorea, Rhabditida, Oxyuridae.